AUGAACGUAAACUGGAUAACACAACUUGAGCAUUUAUUGGACCCAAAAAGAAAUUCUUCAAAAGAUGACUUGAAGCCGCCAACAAGUGCAGCGAACACUCCCAUAAGGCAUGCUAAUACUCCCAUAAAUUACACAAACCCCACAGCAGACUACAGUUUAAACAAAUAUUAUUUAAAAAAACAAAUUUUGGACAACUACAAAAAGGAAAACAUAAAUGAGCUCUACCCCUGGCAGCAUGAAUGCUUAAUUAAGUUAAAAGAAGUACAAUGGGAAAAAGGGGAAAACUUUCUAUUCGUCGCGCCGACCUCAGGUGGAAAAACUUUAGUAGCAGAAAUUUUCGCUUUUGAACAAAUUGAAAAAACGGAAAAAAUUUUUUUUUUGUUUCCUUUAAAUUCUUUAAUAAAUGAAAAAAUAGCAUAUUUUAAAAAAAUAUGUAUUGGUACAGAUAUUAAGAUAGGUACCGAAUUCACUAAUACAGAUAUAAUUUUAUGUACAUAUGAGAAAUUAAAUAGUUAUUUAAAUAAGAAAAAAUUAGUAUGUACAAGGUGUAAUGACAACAUAAGGGAAGAAUACUCUAGUACAGUGAAUAAAAACGUGCACAAAGAUAAGAACUGUUGUCAUAGUUUCAUUGUAAUAAUUGACGAAUUUCAUCUUAUAAGUGAAAGAGGGAGAGGUAUAUAUAUAGAGAACAUUAUUUCUAAAAUUUUAUACUUAAAUAAAAAAAGACCCACAAUAAAAAUUAUUUCUAUGAGUGGUACAUUAGAUAAUUUGUCCAAAUUAAGGGAAUGGAUGAACGCCAGAAUAUACGUUUCGUCUUAUCGACCACAAGAAAUAAAGGAGCAUUACAUAUGCAAUGGGGAUGUUUACAAAAAGGAAAAAGAGGUUGGUUCCUUUUCCUACUCGUGCAGUGUAUACGAUUUUGGGAAAGUAGACGACGAGGAUGGUGGUAACAGAAGGAAUGGGGAUAUCUCUGGAAGUGGUAGCAGCUGUGAACGUAGUACGAACAUACAAAAUAGCAUUUCGAAUUUUUUGAAAGGAAGAAGUCUGUCCACAAACAACAACUUGGUUCGUUCCCUGCUUUGCUUUGCCCUAUACAGCCGCAUAGAUAAGCUAAACACAUUAAUAUUCUGUUCAACUAAAAAAAAUUGCGAGUAUUACAUUAAUAUCAUAAAUAAUUUUUUUUUAAGCUGCUUUCCCUACCAUGACAUUAAUAUCCCAGAAGAGAUUAAAAUAAAAAGAAGAGAACUAAACGAUAAGAUAUAUCACAUUGAUAAGUACACAUAUGAUAAAAUGAACUAUUAUAUACAUAAUGGUAUAUGUUAUUACUAUAGCGAUAUUAGUAAUUCUAUAAAAAAGCUACUCGAAUUAGCAUAUAAAGAAAAAACAUUGUUUUUAUUAACAUGUACAUCUACUUUAUCUGUUGGACUAAAUUUACGAGUAGACAGAGUUUUAAUUUCUUCUCCUUUUAUUGCUGAUAACUUUUUAACAGUCACUCAGUAUAAACAAAUGAUAGGUCGAGCAGCCAGAUUAAAUAAGGGAGAUUCUUUUCUUUUUGUUGAAAAGAAGCAAGAGAAAAAUAUAUUAGAUAUGUUUAAAAAAAAUUUUAUUCAUAUAAAAAGCACCAUGAAUGGUAGUAGUUCAUUCGAUCAGUUGGAAAAGUACAUAAUUGAGUUUAUCUGCUUGUUGAAUGAUCCAAUGUCUUUUCAUGAUAUUGUAUCUGUGUUUUCGUUUUCUUUAUAUUUUAUCGAGAUAGUCAAAAGUGGGGAGCCAGAACAAGGAGAGGGGGGUAUCACGGGUAGAAACGGAGUGAUCAAUGUUGCCAUUACUAGUGCCGCUAACAGUGCAGCUAAUUGCUCUAAUUAUGUAGGGGUGGAUAAAAAGAGUGCAUCGAAGGGUAGUAUUCGUUCGUCUGUUCAACUCAAAGAGGAGAAAGAUGAAAGAACUUUUAAUGACGAAUUUGGGGAUAUCAAUUUAGAACAAUUCACAGAAAAUGAAUUAAUAUUUUAUGAGCGAAAGAAAAAAGAUAUUCAUUAUGUGGUUAACAAGUUAAUAAAAUAUAAGUGUAUAGAAAUAGAAAAUAAGAAAAUUCGAGUUACGAAUUUUUGUAAGUCUUUAUGUAUAAGUAAUUUCACAAUAUCUUUUGGAGUAGAAUUAUUAAAUGAAAUAAAAUAUUAUGACAAAAUUUAUCUUUAUAAUAAUAGUUUUCAUUUAUGUUAUAUUUGUUCAUCUUACAAUUUGAAUAUUGCAUCAUUUACUUAUUAUUUACCAUUUUUAAAAAAUUUGCUUUCCAUAAUAUUUGUAGAUAAUUAUACCAAACAUAUCAUUUUUCAAAUUUUAAAAUUUGAUAGCGAUAUAAUAAAUAUGUUAAAUUUAAAAAAUCAAAAUAUGUCCUUUAACAGAAAAAAAAAUAUAUUUUUCACUGAUGACCUUGUUCAGAAAAAAUACAAUAAAUUAUAUUUGUCUAUAUUGUUAUUUCUGUAUUUGAAAGGAAACAAUAUAUCCUUAAUAUGUUCAACAUUUAAAAUAACUGAAGAAGUAUUACAGACUAUUUUACACCAUACCUAUAUUUAUAUCCACAUUUUGAUUUCUUUCUUUGAUCAGCUCGAUCAGUGGAUAUUGGCAAGUUUAUUAAAAAAAUUUAUUUGCUAUUUUAAAACUGGUGAAAUGCCCUUAACAAAUAGACAUCGUCUUUCUUUCCAAGGCAGCAAUUUAAAUUACGAUCAUCAUUUGGGGAAAAAUCAACGAAAAAAAAAAAAAAAUAAAAUAAAAAUAAAAGAGCAUGCAAAUGAACAUGAAAAUGAAAAUGAAAAUGAAAAUGAGGAAGAGGAAGAGGAACAGGAACACUGA
Messenger RNA from Plasmodium malariae, 2847 nucleotides. RefSeq names its product DEAD/DEAH box helicase, putative. The transcript has a single exon. NCBI's taxonomy places the organism in Eukaryota, Apicomplexa, Aconoidasida, Haemosporida, Plasmodiidae. The record is from RefSeq and is a predicted model, not a curated record. Gene Ontology annotation, molecular function: nucleic acid binding; ATP binding. Bases 1 to 2847 code for a protein of 948 amino acids.